AUGCGUGCUUUUCUGGUUCUGAUAUUUUGGAUUUUUUCGACAACUCUUGUGUAUGUUUAUUUGUUGUACUCAAAUCUUGUGCACAAUUUUCGUAUAAACUAUCGUGAAUCAAAAGAUGUCCCUGAGGCCGACCGUAAAACUUCAGGUUGCAGCUUUCCUGCCGUUGACCCUUUUGAUAAAGCAAUAGAAAACAUCACCAGAAAAUUCCCUACCAUUGACUGCUCUAAAAAGAAACCCCAUCUUGUCUAUACUAAAGGCGAUACAGCUUUUAUAAACCACACCAAAAUAAAAGAAUUGCCGUGGCUGAAAUCCACUUUCAAACACUGUUGCUACGAAAUUCGGGUUCGAGACCCAAAUCAAAAUGAGGAUCAAAAGACAAUAACUUUUCAGAAAGGUCCGUGUUUUAAAGACUCUGUUCGCGUCACGGCGGAAUAUGUUCUCGUCAAGUGCUACAACACCUCCAACAUCGUCAUAUCAAAGUCUUACUUAACAUUCAUACGACGAAAACCAGAGCUAGAGGCCGAAUUAAAGAUCAAGUAUACCGCGCAUGUAAACCAACACGCCCCAAAAGAGACUCUAAGCGUCAUGAUGGUAGGUGUUGAUGGCAUGUCGAGAAACAGCAUGAUACGCUCCAUGCCGAAAACAAGACGUAUUCUUCUAGAGACCAUGAAAGCCGUAGAGCUACACAAGCACAACAAGUACGCUGACAACACCCUGCCGAAUGUGUUUGGACUUCUCACAGGGAACAGUGAAGGGUCCAUGCUCAGGGUUAACUGGACUCGCAGUCAGUCUUUUGACAAAAUCAACGACUUUUUUCUCUGGAGCACCUACCGAAAUGCCGGCUACAGAACGGCCAUGUUUGUUGAUCGGUCACGUAUAACGUCAUUCCACAACAAGAAACGGGGUUGGGUCAAGCAGCCGGUGGAUUACUACUUCCGGGAGGCGGUGGUUGAUUUUGAUAACGACAUGAUGCGAAGUGGUUUCUGUAUAGGUGACGUCCCAGACAUCACUCUACUGACUGACUACUGGGUGAAGUUUGCGACUUUGUUCAAUAAUUCUAAAACAGAGCCGUACUUUACAUACAGUUUUUCUGCUCAUUUGACCCACGAUGACGUCGAUAUGGCCAGUGCAGGUGAUGAACUCUACUACAGAUUCUUGACAAAGUUGGUGGACGGAAACCUUCUAAACAACACCGUCCUUGUGUUUUUCAGUGAUCACGGGCCCAGAUUUGGAGCGAUACGAUCUACGUACAACGGCAUGGUAGAGGCGAGGACACCUUACAUGUUCCUGGUGUUCCCAUCAUGGUUCCACACCAAAUACCCGCAGCUGAUGGAAGUUGUGAAAACCAACCAAGAGCGUCUGACGACCCACACGGACGUCUACGAGACUUUGAUUGACCUGCUGUACUUUAAAGCAGAGACCGGGAAAGGAAGUCUCACCCAGCCCAGGUUUAGCUUGUUCAAAGAGAUUCCAGAAGGACGCACGUGUGAGCAUGCGCAGAUCGCCGUGGAAUGCUGUGCUUGCAUGGACUUCACAGAGGCCAAGUUAAGCAAGGCUUUCGCUCAAUUUCUCGGCUUGGCGCUUGUGGAAAAAGUAAACCGUUACAUUCCUAAACAAUUGAAAAAUAAUUGUUUAUCUCUACAACUGAAUCAGGUAACGACUCUGAUCGACAUAUCCAGCAAUAUCUCUCAGAAAAAACAGUACCAGGUGACCGUGACUACCCUACCCAACGACGCCAUCUAUGAAGGUGUUGUAGGCGUGACUAGGUCAAAUAAAGCAGUGGUGACUGGUGACGUAAUCAGGCUGAACAUGUACAAACACCAGGCAGAUUGCAUCGAAGAAGAGAAAUUAAGACAAUAUUGUUACUGCAAGCCAACCAAGUCUAAACUACAUUAG
Physella acuta is the source of this 1896-nucleotide messenger RNA. RefSeq lists its product as uncharacterized. The record is from RefSeq and is a predicted model, not a curated record. NCBI's taxonomy places the organism in Eukaryota, Metazoa, Mollusca, Gastropoda, Physidae.